AUGGAGACAGAAUCAUCCUCGACAAAGCUGAUGGAGGCCAACUCGCCCAAAUCCCCCGGCCGCAGACGGAGAUGCAUCUGCCUCUCCGCGACCGCAGCAGCCCUUCUGGCCCUGGGCCUCCUCCUCCUCCUAAUCCUCGGCCUCACCGUCUUCAAGGCCCGGCGCCCCACCACGCGGGUGGACUCCGUGGCCCUGGACGACCUGGACUUCUCGGUCGACCUCGCCCGCCUCCGCGUGGUGGUGAACGUGAGCCUGGCCAUAGGCAUCACCAUCCACAACCCGAACCGCGUCGGCUUCAAGUACCACAACGGCACGGCCCUCCUCCGCCACCGCGGCAACGAAAUCGGGGAGGUCCCCGUCCCGGCCGGGAGGAUCGGGGAGCGGGACACGCGCUCCCUCAACCUCACCCUCGCCCUGAUGGCCGACCGCAUCGUCUCGGACUCGACCCUGUUCAACGACGUCGUUUCCGGGACUUUGCCAAUCCAGGCGUACGUGAAGCUAUCCGGGAAGGUGAGGAUAGUGUUGAGCAUUCAUGUGGCCACGUAUUCGACCUGUGAUGUGGAUGUCAUACUCACCAAUCGGACUCUUUCGAAUCUCAAGUGUCAUUACAGGACCAACAUCUGA
Salvia splendens (bonfire salvia) is the source of this 624-nucleotide messenger RNA. RefSeq lists its product as uncharacterized. The record is from RefSeq and is a predicted model, not a curated record. Lineage: Eukaryota; Viridiplantae; Streptophyta; Magnoliopsida; Lamiales; Lamiaceae. The transcript has a single exon. The coding region runs from base 1 to 624 and encodes 207 amino acids.